UGCCCACACACUGCAGGGUGGACAUUUCUCAGGCCCCCACUUGCUGCCAAUACAUGGAGCAGAGGGAAAUCUGCUCUAUGACUUUGCACACUGGAUAACGGUUCGUAACUGGGUCUCAGGACAUCAAAAUGAAGGUCCUUAUCUUGAUUGCUGCUAGGUUGCUAUUUCUGCCGGCCACUUUUUGCCAGAGUGGCAUGAAAAAUGUUUCAGAGAACUCUGCAAAACCAACUUUAACUGUUAAGACCUUUAAUGGAGCUCCUCCAAAUACCUUUGAAGACUUCCCGCUUUCUGACAUAGAGGGCUGGACAGGAGCCACCACAACUGUAAGAAUGAAAUGUCCUGAAGGAAGUAUUUCAACUCUCCAUGUGAAUAACGCUACCAUAGGGUACCUGAGAAGUUCUUUAAGUACCAAACUGAUACCUGCCAUCUACAUCCUGGUGUUUGUGGUUGGUGUCCCAGCAAACAUUGUGACCCUGUGGAAACUCUCCUCAAGGACCAAAUCCAUCUGUCUGGUCAUCUUUCACACCAACCUGGCCGUUGCAGACCUCCUAUUCUGUGUCACACUGCCUUUUAAGAUUGUCUACCAUCUCAAUGGGAACAACUGGGUAUUUGGAGAGGUCAUGUGCCGCAUCACCACAGUCAUUUUCUAUGGCAACAUGUACUGUUCCAUUCUUAUCCUUACUUGCAUGGGCAUCAACCGCUACCUGGCCACUGUCCAUCCUUUCACAUACCGGAAGCUGCCCAAACGCAACUUCACUUUGCUUAUGUGUGGCCUGGUGUGGGUAAUGGUUUUCUUAUAUAUGUUGCCAUUUGCCAUCCUGAAGCAGGAGUAUCAUCUCGUCCAGCCAGAGAUCACUACCUGCCAUGACGUCCACAACACAUGCGAGUCUCCAUCUCCCUUCCAAUUCUACUACUUCAUCUCCUUAGCAUUCUUUGGAUUCCUCAUUCCUUUUGUGGUCAUUGUCUACUGUUAUACAACUCUCAUCCGCAAACUUAAUGCACAGGAUCGUAAAUGGCUGAGGUAUAUCAAGGCAGUUCUCCUCAUCCUUGUGAUUUUUACAAUUUGCUUUGCUCCUACCAACAUUAUACUCAUAAUUCACCAUGCAAACUACUACUACAACAACACCGAUAGCUUGUACUUUAUGUAUCUCAUAGCUUUGUGCCUGGGUAGCCUGAAUAGUUGCCUAGAUCCAUUCCUUUAUUUUGUCAUGUCAAAAAUUGUAGAUCAGCUUACUUCUUAACCACCAAUGGCAAGAUCAUCUUAGAGCAUGAGAGGUGUUAGAGAAAAUGUAUGUAUUUGGGCUGACUUACGCAUGGCACCAACAGCUCAAUUUUUUAUUUUUGUUUUGUUUUGUUUUGAGACAGGGUCUCACUGUAUACUCCCGGCUAGCCCAGAACUCUCUAGACCAGGCUAGCCUUGAACUCACAGAGUUCUGCCUGCCUCUGCUCUUGAGUGUUGGGAUUAAAGGUAUGCGUCACCAGG
Molecule: messenger RNA, 1483 nt
Organism: Phodopus roborovskii (desert hamster)
Lineage: Eukaryota; Metazoa; Chordata; Mammalia; Rodentia; Cricetidae
Gene: F2rl2
Product: coagulation factor II thrombin receptor like 2
Exons: 2
Coding region: 129-1241 (370 amino acids)
Biological process (GO): thrombin-activated receptor signaling pathway; phospholipase C-activating G protein-coupled receptor signaling pathway; blood coagulation
Cellular component (GO): membrane
Molecular function (GO): thrombin-activated receptor activity
Source: RefSeq, a predicted model, not a curated record